CAUACUGCAGAGAAAUCAUUAACUUAAAAAGACAUAAGUUUGCUUGACAUCAUGUCUGGAAAUGUUGUAUCGUUACAUUUUGAUCUUAAAGGCAACUUUCUCUCCUCGACACACAGAUGGUGUGAGAUUAGAGAGAAAACCACUUUCCAACGCAGAAGUGGUUUGUUACAAAGUUUGGUACAAACUCCGGGUUUUAAGCUGCUUUCACACCUCAACUGUUUCUCUCCAUUUCUAUUUACGAACUUCAUCUCAGUUGAACAUCACAGAACAAGAAAUGGAUUCUUCAGAUUUUGUUUACGUGAUGGUUUGGAUCAACAUCCGUGUCUGUCUCCCAUUCACCUUGAUAGUUUUUGCUCUGGGUUGUGUAGUCAGAUUGGAUGGUUUUCCUGUCACCUUCUACAUGAACCUUCUCGUCUCCAACCUGAUCCAACUCGGUGGUUUGGUUAUUUUAAUGGUGAAGAUGAAUGAAAAUAAUUUCCAUCUAAUCUGCUACGUUGUCGUCGGCUGUGGCGCUUUGACCAGUAUUUGUUUCAGGACAGUCAUUGCUCUGGAAAGGUAUUUUCUCAUCUCCUGGCCACAGCUGCUUUUCAUCAGACAGACCAAAGGUUACGUGAUAUUCUGUGUUUUGAUCUGGCUGUUUGCGAUUUUUCUUUUUCCUCUUUUCAUGAUGUAUUCACAGUAUAUAUUCUUUAUGGUGUUUCCCUUGAUCCCAACUCCUGUAUUCUUCUUCUGUGUGGCUCGGACCCCAAAAUUCCUGCCUGCAGCCACUUCCCUAACCACAGAAGAAAAAUGUAGGAUUGUGGCAACUUUGAUUCUGUUGCUGAUUGUUCACAUAUUCAUGAUCCUCCCGCUGAGUGUGUAUUAUAUUAAUCCAUAUUUCCAUGAAUCAUAUGUGAAAUUUAACAGCUCACUGAUCUUGUUUCUCUUCAGUCCCUUCAUGGAUUUGAUUCUGUUCGUUUUCAUGUGUAAAGGAUUAGUUGACAAGCUGUUGAUGUGUUUCAGCUGCCACAGUUGUAGCAGAUGAAACACAUCAAGAGUUUAUGACUCUACAUUAUUUCAGUUUUCAAGUCUUCCACCAAACACAAGUAUUGCAACUUUAUAUCAAUAUGCUUAACUGAUUUAAACUUAGCACAAAAAGUAAAGAAAUGUGUGUUUGGUAGAUUUUUUUCUGUGCUUCAUGAAAAUAAAUCUUGCACUGUUGAGAA
Xiphophorus hellerii (green swordtail) is the source of this 1205-nucleotide messenger RNA. RefSeq lists its product as uncharacterized. NCBI's taxonomy places the organism in Eukaryota, Metazoa, Chordata, Actinopteri, Cyprinodontiformes, Poeciliidae. The record is from RefSeq and is a predicted model, not a curated record. The coding region runs from base 62 to 1024 and encodes 320 amino acids. The transcript is spliced from 4 exons.